Lucilia sericata (common green bottle fly) is the source of this 2784-nucleotide messenger RNA. RefSeq lists its product as uncharacterized. The record is from RefSeq and is a predicted model, not a curated record. NCBI's taxonomy places the organism in Eukaryota, Metazoa, Arthropoda, Insecta, Diptera, Calliphoridae. Gene Ontology annotation, biological process: DNA integration. Gene Ontology annotation, molecular function: nucleic acid binding. The transcript has a single exon. The coding region runs from base 1 to 2784 and encodes 927 amino acids.
AUGUUUCGAAUGAUUGACGUUCAAAAAUGUGACCGGGAUUAUCAGAGAAUUUUAUGGAGAGAAGAUUCUACUGAUGAAAUACAGCAUUAUAGACUCACUACAGUAACGUACGGUACCACACCCGCACCAUAUCUUUCAAUACGUACACUUUUGCAGUUGAGCGAAGAUGAGCGUGAGCAUUUUCCCUUAGCUAGUGAAGCUUUAAAAACGAGUUUUUAUGUUGAUGAUUGUAUGGCUGGCUCCAAUACAAUAGAAGAUGCUGCAAAACUAGCGGAACAGUUAAAUGAGUUGCUUACGGCUGGCGGCUUUCAAUUAAGAAAAUGGGCUGCUAAUAAUAGCAGUGUUCUAAGAAAAAUUCCCGAGAGUGAUAAAUUAGAGAGUAUUGUAAAAAUCCCCACUGACAUAACUAUAUGUCUACUUGGAGUUAUUUGGAAACCUGAUAUUGACUGCUUUUCAUAUAAAGUAAAGAAUAAGGACUACUGCCUUGACACAAAGAGAAAAUUAUUAUCAGAAAUUUCAAAAAUCUUCGAUCCACUAGGUUGGAUUUCACCGGUUAUAAUUGCUGUUAAGAUUAUCAUUCAAAAAAUUUGGCUAUUAAGUUUAGAUUGGGAUGAACACCUUUCAUCUGAUAUUAAAUCUGUAGCAGAGCAAUUAUUUUCUGAAUUUUAUUUGCUGAAUAAUAUUAACAUUCCUAGAAUUAUUUUCUCCACAGAGUCUAUCGUCACUUAUCAUGGCUUUUGUGAUGCAUCUAAAGCAGCAUAUGCAGCCGUCGUAUAUUGCAGAAAAACAUCAGCAGAUGGUAUAACUUCUACGAAUAUUGUUAUGGCCAAAACUAAAGUGGCACCACUAAGAGUGAUUUCUAUUCCACGGCUGGAACUCUGUGCUGCCUAUCUUUUGACUCAAUUAUUUGAAUAUUUAAUACCUGUGUUGUCGAUAAAAGUGAAAGACAUUACUUUCUGGUCAGAUAGUAAAACAGUAUUGGCAUGGUUAUCUUCACAUCCCAGUAAGUGGAAGACUUUCGUAGCUCAUAGAACUGGCUAUAUAUUGGAAACCCUACUUGAGGUCAAAUGGAGGUAUGUACCUACUAAAUUAAAUCCUGCUGAUUGUGCUAGCAGAGGUGUUAGAUCUAGCUAUCUAGUCGAAGAUGAAAUGUGGUUUAAAGGUCCACCAUUCCUAUUACAUGAUUCUAGUGAGUGGCCAAAAUCAAUUAAAGACGUUAUAACUGAUGAAGAGUUACAUGUGGGUAAAUUAUUUGCAUUUCAUAAUGCAACAACUUCCAAAUCGGAUGACACCCCUUUAGAUGUUUGUGAUAUUUUAAAUAAAAGAAUAUCUAAUUUUCAACGCAUGAUUCGAGUACUUACUUACUGCUACCGAGCUGUAAAAUUCUUGAAAUCUAAAUCUGGCCAUAAUUUACCGCUACAUGUUGAUGAACUAAACCACGCAGAGUAUGUUUUAUACAAAUACCAUCAGAACUUGGAAUUUCUUGAAGUCAUAAAAAAUAUUAAGAAAAACGUUCCUAUAGCUAGCAAAAAGUUAAGAAGAUUAUCACCAUUUCUGGAUGAACACGGAAUACUGCGUGUAGGAGGGAGACUUUCUAACGCUGAUUUACCUUAUGAUAGUCAACAUCAAAUCAUUCCAUCAAAGGAUUGUCCUAUCACAUUUAAAAUUGUUCAUGCAUGUCACUUGAGUAAUAUGCAUGCUGGUGUAACAUUAAUGAUUUCAACCCUACGACAGAAAUAUUGGAUUGUUGGAGCUCGAGAAUUAGUUAAACGUGUAUAUCGCUCGUGUAAAGUUUGCCAUCGUUACAGUGCUAGAUCUAAUGAUCAACUAAUGGGAGACUUACCUAAAUUUCGUGUAAACGCUGCCUAUCCAUUUUAUGAAGUUGGGUGUGACUAUGCAGGUCCCCUUAUGUAUAAACUACAUAAUGGUCGUAAAGCACCUAUUGUAAAGGCCUAUGUAGCAGUAUUUAUUUGCCUAGUUACAAAGGCCAUUCACCUGGAGCUGGUUUCUGACCUAAGUUCUGAUGCAUUCUUAGCUGCAUUAGACAGAUUCGUUGCAAGAAGAGGACUUUGCGGACACAUUCAUAGUGACAAUGGAACUAACUUUCAAGGAGCUGCUAAAAAACUUGGCGAAAUUUACAAAUUGGUAAAGAGUUUUGAAUUUAAUACUAAUGUUUCGAACUUUUUGUCUUCUAAAGGUGUACAAUGGCAUUUUAUACCGCCUUCUGCACCACACUUUGGAGGAGCUUGGGAAUCCACUGUGAAAAGUAUGAAGUAUCAUCUAAAGAGAACUAUUGGUCAAGCUACUUUAAAUUAUGAGGAAUUAACUACACUGUUAACAAGAAUUGAAGCACUAUUGAAUUCUAGACCAUUGGUGCAAGCUGACUCCGAUGAUCUACCCUAUAUUACUCCUGGUCAUUUUUUAGUUGGCAGACCUUUGAAUGCUCUACCUGAAGUUGAUGUCACCCACCUAAAGACGUCUACUCUUUCUAAAUGGCGAUUAAUUCAACAGUUAUCGCAAUACUUUUGGUCACGAUGGUCUAAUGAUUAUCUUCUGUCACUUCAACCUAGGAAAAAGUGGCAGACAGAAAAAUGCAAUUUGAUGAAAGAUGAUGUCGUUUUACUACGAGAUGAGAACUUGCCUCCCGCAUGCUGGAAACUUGGUCGAGUGAUAGAAACUCAUGCUGGUUCAGAUGGCUUAGUCAGAGUGGCUACUAUAAAGACUGAAACAUCCACAUUUAAACGUCCGAUUACUAAAUUAUAUCCCUUACCAAAAGAAGAUUGA